Enterobius vermicularis (human pinworm) is the source of this 882-nucleotide messenger RNA. Lineage: Eukaryota; Metazoa; Nematoda; Chromadorea; Rhabditida; Oxyuridae. The record is from the annotation of a GenBank genome assembly.
AUGUUGUUGAUUAAAACUGAAGUGGAAGGGAGGGAACCAUCAGUGGUGGAUCCAGUUUAUUUGGCAUUGAAAAAAGCCACUGGUAUUCACGCCAGAAGAAGUUCAUCGGCAUUUGGCGAAGAUUCUACACCAUCGCCAAGAAAUCUUUCGCAGGGUUCACUGCAAGAUUCUGGAUUUUCAGAAGCCAGCUAUAGCACCGGUUCAAUGGUUCGAUCAACACCGCUUCUACCUCAGACUGGCUUCAGCCAAAAUGGAAGAAAACGUCCACCAAAAUUGCAGAAACAGAUGAAAUCUUUGUCACUUGAUUGCGCGGAACCAAAUACUACCACUAUGCGUUCCAACAUCACAAAAUCAAGUACAAGAAAUUUUCUAAUCAAACUCAAUUCAACUGCAGAAAAUAGACUGAGUGGAAAUAGCGUUUCACGACUUAACAGUUCAGGGGACCUAUCAGAUUGGAAUCGAAGUCGUUCACCAUCCGGUCCACCAUCACGAUCCACUCCACAUCGUGUCUGUUCACCAAACGUCAAUCAUGUUCAGUAUAUUGUUGUUCAUGAAUAUUAUAAGGAUGAUGUAGCGUUACGUUUUGGCGAUGUCAUCGAUGUUGUUGAUAACGGUGAUCCACUGUGGCUUCAUGGGUACAAUCUAAGCAAUCGACGAGAAAAACUUCUAUGUUUUCCCAGUCAUAUAGUGACAACAAUGCAACCCGGUGAACAACCGAUGAUCACCACUCAGACUGUCUAUAGUACAGAAGUCAAGGAACGAAUUUAUCGUGAUACGGUUGUAUUUGCACAACCAGAUACAAUUGCUGACGGACGGGUACUGGUACGUACAGAGCACAAUGUAUUUCUACGAUGCCCACUUCAGCAUGUUCGUCUACUCUAA